Molecule: messenger RNA, 2132 nt
Organism: Candoia aspera
Lineage: Eukaryota; Metazoa; Chordata; Lepidosauria; Squamata; Candoiidae
Gene: COL13A1
Product: collagen type XIII alpha 1 chain
Exons: 30
Coding region: 1-1416 (471 amino acids)
Source: RefSeq, a predicted model, not a curated record
AUGGGGCCAGAUGGUCCUAAAGGUCAACUAGGGAUCCCAGGACAAAAAGGAGAAAAGGGUCAAUGCGGAGAGUAUCCACACAGGGAAUAUCUAAGCACCACACUUGCAGCUCUGCGUUCUAAUCACAUCCUUGCAUUGAAGGGUGAACAAGGACAGGCAGGCAUCCAAGGGCCCCCAGGACUACCUGGGCCCCCAGGCCCUCCCGGGACUCCAGGACCACCUGGCCCAACUGGCCCAGCUGGGAAAACAGGAGAACCUGGCAAGGAUGGAAAGGGUCUGCCAGGACUCCCUGGGCCAAAGGGUGAUCCUGGACUUCAAGGAUACCAUGGAAGGAAGGGUGAAGUGGGUGAGACAGGCCUACCAGGUGCACCUGGACUUUCUGGCCCUAAGGGUGAAAAGGGAGACAGUAGCCUGAAGGGGGAGAGGGGAAUGCCAGGGCUGCCAGGAAAACAAGGAGUUCAGGGUGAAUCUGGGAUUCCAGGAGCAAAGGGUGAGAAAGGGAAACCUGGUGACCCAGGACCUCAUGGAGCCAUGGGACAAAAGGGUGAAAAAGGAGAUUCUAGCAAUGCACUUGGAGGAGGUAAAGGAGAACCAGGACCACCAGGAUUACCGGGGCCUCCAGGACCAAAGGGCCCCAAGGGUGAACCAGGGAAGAGUGAAACGGUAGACUACAAUGGUAAUAUCAAUGAAGCUUUACAGGAGAUACGAACUUUGGCCCUCAUGGGACCUCCUGGUCUUCCAGGGAUUGCAGGGCCACGUGGACCACCUGGACAGAAGGGUGAAAUUGGCUUGCCAGGUCUUCCAGGACGCGAUGGAGAAAAGGGUCUUGAUGGCCUAACUGGAGUUAAAGGUGACCAAGGGAUGCCUGGACCUCCAGGUCUCAUCGGCCCAAUUGGACUUCCGGGUUUUACUGGAGAAAAGGGGGAACCUGGAGAAAAAGGAGAUACUGGGGCCUCAGUAACUGGUCCACCAGGGCCUCAAGGUCCACCUGGAACCCCAGGUCUUCAAGGCCUACCAGGACCUAAGGGAGAAGCAGGCAUUGAUGGAAUGAAAGGUGAAAAGGGUGUCCAAGGAGAGAAGGGAGACCGAGGUCCUCUGGGGUUGCCCGGCGCUUCAGGUUUAGACGGCAGGCCUGGCCCACCGGGUACUCCAGGACCAAUUGGGGUUCCAGGACCAGCAGGACCGAAAGGAGAGAGGGGAAAUAAGGGAGAUCCUGGUUCUACAGGACCGAUAGGACCAGCAGGACUUCCCGGCUUUCAAGGCUCUCCGGGUGAAAAGGGAAAUCGGGGGGAAAGGGGCAAGAAAGGCUCUAGGGGGCCUAAAGGGGAUAAGGGAGACCAAGGAGCGCCUGGAUUAGAUGCACCCUGUCCAUUGGGGGAAGAUGGGUUGCCAAUUCAGGGAUGCUGGAAUAAGUGAAUAUUCUAACCAUGGACUGGCCUGUGUGUCUGUGUGUAUGUUUGUGCAUAGAAUAUUUAUUUUUAUACAUCGUUCUUUUUUGAAAGUGCCAACAGAUAUGCAUAAAAAGGUGCAUAUUUUUGUACAUAAAAUGCUACAAUUUGCCUUUAGCUGUCUGCCAGUUGCUUGUAUAAUUAUAUAUAUGUUGAUAACUAUGCUUCUUGCAUUGUGGAAUUCAGCUGCAAUAUUUGCAUGAUAUUUGUGCACUCAAAGUAAGUGCUACAGCUUAAUAAGCUGCUGCAUAAAGAUGCCAGAAAGAACCAUUCUAUGUACAUACAAAGACAAAAAUUAUUUGACAACGGGUGCAAGAACAGCUUAAAAUACUAUGGAUUUUGGUUAUUAAAAUGGAAUUUAGCAUUUGUAAAUAAAUUCUAUAUUGGUAUUUUAAUGUGCAAAAUGAAAUCAACAUAGUGAGAGAUAACAGGGGCAAGCUAUCUUCACUUUUACUAUACAGAAAGGGUAGAAGUAACACACAACAUUGUUCAGAAUUGAGGAUAACAAAGUAGGCAUAUACUUGCCCAGAAAAGGUACCUAAUGUCUUUAAUGCGUCAAGACAAAGUUGAUUUUUUCCCCAUCAGAUUCUGAUCAUUGACAGAAGCACAAUUUUUGAUGCAAAAAUAUGGAGAUUUAAAUGUAGUUCUGAUCAAUUUAGCAAAUAAUGGAAAUUUUUAGCAUUU